AUGCAAGGCAUGAUGGAAGUAACAGGAUUAAGUGAAAUGGACAGCAUUGGCGAUUUUUUCACUUGGUUCAACAAGAGAAGUUCAUAUACUAUUUAUUCAAGGAUAGAUAGAUUUUUAGCAAAUGUGGCUCGGUUUCAAAAUAAUUCCAAUGUGACUCUGAAUAUUCCGCCUCCUUCAAUAUCUGACCAUGCUCUUCUAUACCUUAAUAUGGGUCGUACAAGGGAUCUGAAAAGAGCUUUCAAGUUCAACAAUUAUACGGUUGGGAUAGAUGGUUUUGAGGAACUGUCACGAGAAGCUGGAACAACCAUAUAA
Vicia faba (fava bean) is the source of this 312-nucleotide messenger RNA. Lineage: Eukaryota; Viridiplantae; Streptophyta; Magnoliopsida; Fabales; Fabaceae. The record is from the annotation of a GenBank genome assembly.